This is a messenger RNA of Talaromyces atroroseus, 888 nucleotides long. RefSeq lists its product as hypothetical. Lineage: Eukaryota; Fungi; Ascomycota; Eurotiomycetes; Eurotiales; Trichocomaceae. The transcript has a single exon. The coding region runs from base 1 to 888 and encodes 295 amino acids. The record is from RefSeq and is a predicted model, not a curated record.
AUGCACAAGCCGUCAAUCGCGCAGAUUGUCUACAAUGCCACCUUCCCCCGACCCAAAAGCGCCGACCCGACGUCCUUUUCUGUGCACAUCACACGCAACCUAGUCCCCGAAGUGCGGAUUGAGACCUCCGCCUUUUAUGGGUCGCUCGAUUGCAUCGAAGCGCAGUACCCUGGCCUCGACUACUCGUAUGGACCGCACCGCAUGCGACUCAGCCGUUUCCCGUGGCAUCGCAAGCUAUUCAAAGUGUUUGACGACCUACGUUUGACCGAAGCUGAAAUCGCGUCAUUAUGCCGCUGGGAAGGAACAAAGUCAGCUCGAGAGCGCUAUGAGAAGGAAGAAGGCGUCAAAGUCAACGACACGACUGCGGACGACGUCCGUCCGGCGACUCCGGCCCCGUUUCCCUCCGCUCGGUUCCCUACAGAUGACGAGGCAACAAUCUCAGACUCCGAGUACAGCUCGGCUAAGCAGGGAGGGCCUGUCCAGGAACUGCUAUCGAUAGUUACAACGCAGCAGAACGAGACGGAGGACGGCGACUUUAGCGAUGAAGAGAUGGAAAGCUAUGGUGUACAACUCAACCAACGUCUUAUAUACGCCACAGCGGCCCGUGAACGAGGCAAUAAUAUGCCUUUGGACGAGGACUGGGAGCAAUGGCUCAAAGAGGCUGUGGAGAGAGGCAGUUACUCGGAUAUGCUGAAUGCGGUGCGGACUGGCCAGCCCUUGGAGACGAGAUCGCAUAACCCUGCUUCGCCAAUACCCUCUUCGCCCGGUGCAGCUCUGAUGAACCAGCUGGCACUUGCGGCCCAACAACCAGUGGCAGUGCAAACCGUACACCCGGCCUCGGUCUUUCGACAUCCGUCUACUAGUAGUACCUCUGGGGUUGCUCGAUAA